Molecule: messenger RNA, 516 nt
Organism: Fonsecaea multimorphosa CBS 102226
Lineage: Eukaryota; Fungi; Ascomycota; Eurotiomycetes; Chaetothyriales; Herpotrichiellaceae
Exons: 2
Coding region: 1-516 (171 amino acids)
Molecular function (GO): hydrolase activity
Source: RefSeq, a predicted model, not a curated record
AUGGCAUCAAACCCAGCUUCGCGGUGCUGCACCACCGGUUAUAAGCAUUUUGCCGGAUCUCUUCAACAAGGAGUGUGUCCCCCCUGGUGUGUCCCCCCUGGUGUGACGGAUGAUCUCAACGUUAUGGGUUGGAUCAAUGAAGGAACCGGUGGAAACAACCCUCACACCACCAAGGAGGUCGAUCCGAUCAUCCACCGCUGUAUCGAGUACCUGCGCGACGAACACGGUAUGCAGAGACUCGGCGCUGUUGGGUAUUGCUUUUGUGCUAAAUACGUCUGUCGUUUCCCGAAAGGAGACGGCUUGAUUGACGUCGGCUACCUGGCCCACCCCUCGUUCGUCUCGGAAGAAAAACUCAAGGCCAUCAAGUUACCCAUCUCGAUCGCCGCGGCGGAGGAUGACUUUACUUUCGCUGACGAGCUCAGGCAUUUGACCGAGCGGGUUGCUCAAGGAGACGGAGCUCCAGUACGAGAUGACGAUGUAUUCCGGAGUUCCCCACGGCUUCGCGGUCAGAUCUGA